Molecule: messenger RNA, 324 nt
Organism: Artibeus jamaicensis (Jamaican fruit-eating bat)
Lineage: Eukaryota; Metazoa; Chordata; Mammalia; Chiroptera; Phyllostomidae
Gene: IL3
Product: interleukin 3
Exons: 5
Coding region: 1-324 (107 amino acids)
Biological process (GO): immune response
Cellular component (GO): extracellular region
Molecular function (GO): interleukin-3 receptor binding; growth factor activity
Source: RefSeq, a predicted model, not a curated record
AUGAUCAAGGAAAUGAGGGACCUCCUCAGCAAGCCACCUGUGCUUCCAAAAGGCAGCUUGGGAAUAAAUGACAAAGUCAUCCUGCAGAAUAAAGCCUUUCUCAGAACGAACCUGGAGAAAUUCCUGGAUGCUCCCGAGAACUUCAAAAGCAAGACAGAGCAAAUCAUGAAAAUUCUUCCGGAAUUCCGGAUGGUUUUGCCUACUGCCCCUUCCACGGCCGACUCAAUCUCUAUCGAUGAGAAUGACUGGGAUGAUUUCAGGAGGAAGUUGUGGGAAUAUCUGAAUGCCCUUCAGAAGUUUGUCACUGCCAGAACUUCAGCCUGA